UCAUACUCAUGUUGUUUCAUGUCAAAUGACGACGGUAAGCUGCCACACGUUACUGCUUAUUAGACAGAGAAAAAAACAUGGUACAAACUAAUUUUCAUAUGAUAUCUGAAUUACAAAGUCUGCAAGAAAGAAUUUCUGACAUGGAAUCUUAUAUAUUUGGAGAUAUUAAAAUUUCUGUAAUAUCUCCAACAUUAAUAGAUAAUAUAAUAAAUAUCAAUAAACAAAUUGCUCAAAUAGUUAACAAUAAAAAUAUAAUAUUGUUCUUAGAACAAUUAUCCAAAAAAGCCUGUAUAUUAUCAAAUCAUCCACAGAUAGAAACAUUGCAAUUAAAAUAUGAUUUGAUUUUUUCAGGGGAAAAACAAAUAGAAAUUAAUACCUCAUUACUGAAAAAAAUUGCACAUCAUAAUAGAAAAAUGUAUCAAGACAAUUUUAAUACUAUUAAUGCAUCUUCGGAAAAAAUUAGGUCCCUUAUAUUAUGCAAUAGUGUACAAUAUAAUCUGCUCCAAAAUCAAAAUAAUAUCUUACAAUCAUUUAUGUUAGAAUAUUAUAAAAUGAUCAAUUUAAUAUCUGGAAUGUUUAUUGUGUGGGAUAAAAUAAUUAGAAAGUUAGAACAACAAAUAUCCAAUGACUUUUGAUUUUUUAAAGUUUUAAUUUAUCAAACAUAAAGUGCAAG
Messenger RNA from Gordionus sp. m RMFG-2023, 673 nucleotides. RefSeq lists its product as uncharacterized. Gene Ontology annotation, cellular component: dynactin complex. The coding region runs from base 78 to 635 and encodes 185 amino acids. Gene Ontology annotation, biological process: cytoskeleton-dependent cytokinesis. The transcript is spliced from 6 exons. NCBI's taxonomy places the organism in Eukaryota, Metazoa, Nematomorpha, Gordioida, Chordodea, Parachordodidae. The record is from RefSeq and is a predicted model, not a curated record.